Messenger RNA from Bicyclus anynana (squinting bush brown), 1360 nucleotides. RefSeq names its product transcription termination factor, mitochondrial (gene mTTF). Bases 320 to 1312 code for a protein of 330 amino acids. The record is from RefSeq and is a predicted model, not a curated record. Gene Ontology annotation, molecular function: double-stranded DNA binding. Gene Ontology annotation, biological process: termination of mitochondrial transcription; regulation of DNA-templated transcription. The transcript has 6 exons. Gene Ontology annotation, cellular component: mitochondrial matrix. Lineage: Eukaryota; Metazoa; Arthropoda; Insecta; Lepidoptera; Nymphalidae.
GUCAUAUGUCAAUGUCAAGUCAAAAUCAAAAUAUUAUUUUUCUAUGUGUAAUCAAUUUUAAUUACUUAUGAUCUCCAAAUUAUAACCUAAUUCCAAAGGAAAUAAAUAAUCACUAUAAUUAAUUAAUUAUACGUUAGUAAUUCCAUAAAAUACUACGCUACGCGUACGCUGUACAUUGCUCAGCUACUAAACUAACUAACAACAUGAUUGAUGGAAGUUGGAACAAUUCUAAAUUAAGUGCACUAAGAAAUAAUUCAGUAUAGUCCUUACUCCACUGAUAAAUAUCGUUAAUCCUAGUCGUAUCAAUUUACAUGUAAAUAUGGCUAUCAGGAACAUAAUAUCAGUGCUGUUAUCUAAGACUUCACAGUUUGCUUACUCAAGAAUAUAUUUUGGUGCAUGUAAAAUAGUAAGAGAGGCCGGAAACUCCAAUUCUGAACUAUGUAGCCAUUUUUUGGUUUUUCCGGUUAGGCCAAUAUCAAAAUUUGCAUCCAACAUUAAAAAAGAAAAAGUAAAUGAUGAUGCUUCCAAAAUUAGAAUAAUUAAAGAUCUUAAUUUUCAAUCUGAUGAUGAUGCUCUACCAUUUUAUGUAUUACCCAUCAAGACUUUAUUGCAAAUUUACAAGAUAACUAAGAAAGAUGAAGAAUGUGGUUACUGUAAAAACAGAUUGUAUUACAUUGCAGAAAAAAUCAAAUGUCCUCCCAAUGUCCUUAGCCAACAUAUUGCUAAACGAACCUUCGUUUACAACUUAACGUUUGACUGGCUUGAAAGUUCUUUGAAUGCUCUACUAGAUAUGGGUGUGUCUGGUGACCGUAUACUGAGAGAUUUGUGGGUGCUUAAAUAUCAUCACAAAACUAUACAAGAAAGGCUGCAGAGAGUUAGAAGAUCAGGAGUUGAUAAUCUUUGUCCUUGGAUGGUUAGAUGUUCUGAAGAUACACUGAGCAGGUCAAUUCAAAUAUGCCAAGAAACUAAAUCUAUCCUUGGCGAAAACAAGGAUACCAAAAAAUAUCUUGCAAAUCGAUUAAACCUCUCUCCAGAUAUUAUUGAGGAUAUGUUCAUCAAAGUUCCAGCUUUGAAAACCACCCGAGCUGCCAAGGUGAAAAACUUCCUAGACUUCUUGUUGGAACAGGGCUUUAGCCUAGAAGAUAUUACAAAUAAGGCAAGGAUACUUGCAUCAUCUCAAAAUACUGUAAAACAAAGACUAGAAAAGUUAAGAGCUUUGGGUUUAUGUAAAAUUAAUUUGAAUGUAUUGUGUAGAAGUAGAAAAGGUUUCCAAAAAUAUUGUGAAUCUAUAGAGAAUAUAGGGAAAUCAUAGUUAAUAAUAUACUUAUUUACAAUAUUAUUUAAUAAAGUUUAUAUUAUA